AAUGCAAAAUGUAAACAAACCCCUCGACGCAUAACCUCAAUCCACUCCCGGGACACUCUCUUAGGGAAAAGAAAGACAGUUGGUUUCCUCUCACAUAACAAUGUCGGCGUUUUUAAAAAUAACGAAACAACUUCCAAGUGCAACAAAAUGUUUAUCGCGGAGGAUAGACUUAAUAAAUUUGCAACAAAUAAGAAACGUUAGUAGUCUGCCGCGUUCAGCAACAUCACAAGCCAAAGAACAACAAUAUAUGAAAAACGACCGGGUUCCUCCAAAUUACAGCCUUAUCUAUCGGACGGCAAUGGAGAAUUAUAUUGCCUGGUCAAUGCACGUCUCGAGUUUGACAGCGGCUGUGAUUGGUGGUGCUGCAAUCUAUCAAUAUGCCAGUAAGACACCCUUAAUGGACCCUCAGCUGGUGGAGACCACCUUGGUAAUGCACACUGAGGAUAUUUAUGUGUUUGCACUUGGAUUUUUGGCCAUUAAUGCUGUGCUGCGUUUAGUUGUUUCCAAACUCCCCCUGAGAAUAUAUAAAAACAACGAGGGCAAAUAUUUAGCUGUGUAUCACUCACAAUUUCCUGGCGGUAUAACACAUCAUCACUUCGACCAAGGCGAUGUGAGAGAAGUAACAUAUUUCUUCAGUCCAUGGAAUGGAUCUACAUAUAAAUUGGGCAAGAAAACAUCGUUGGUGUUGGAAAAUUACUUCAAGACUCCUUGGGAGUUCCAACAAAUGCUAACGCCACCAAAGAAAGAGGAAUGAGGGCUUGUGGAGAAACGUUUUAUUUAUGUUAUUAGAGUAAGAAAAUGUUAAUGUUGGUGUUACUGUGGGAAAAUGAACAUUAAUGGAUUGGCAAACCUCCAUGCUCUGAUGUUGAAUGAUUCUUAAAUAGUAUGUGAGUAGAAUCAAUAAAACUAUGUUCACAACUGAACUAUUAACAUCUUAAAUAAAAUAAAGAAAUUAAAUUAUGGGGAAAUAUUUGCCCAUUGUGUAAUGGA
This is a messenger RNA of Musca domestica (house fly), 990 nucleotides long. RefSeq lists its product as uncharacterized. The transcript has 2 exons. NCBI's taxonomy places the organism in Eukaryota, Metazoa, Arthropoda, Insecta, Diptera, Muscidae. The record is from RefSeq and is a predicted model, not a curated record. Bases 101 to 754 code for a protein of 217 amino acids.